This is a messenger RNA of Mytilus trossulus (common blue mussel), 1919 nucleotides long. RefSeq lists its product as uncharacterized. Lineage: Eukaryota; Metazoa; Mollusca; Bivalvia; Mytilida; Mytilidae. The record is from RefSeq and is a predicted model, not a curated record. The transcript is spliced from 2 exons. The coding region runs from base 105 to 1919 and encodes 604 amino acids.
AUUUUGUUUACACACAUGAUUUCACGAUUCCAUAACUUAAUUCGCUUUUAUCAAGAUAGUAUUCAAAUUAUACCGAAGAUCAGAAAUUUGCAUAUGUUGCAAAUAUGGAUUUAGAGGACAUGGAUGUAUCACUUAAAUUUUAUAAAUACUUAUGUGACAUUGUCGGUUCUGAGGAAGUUAUAAGAACAAGAAGAGAUAUCUUCACUGCGAAAGAUACUGGUGAAAGUAAUACUAGUAUUUUAACCUCCAUAAGUAGUGGCAGUAAAGCAGAAGGUCUAGAUCUCGAAGGCAGUGAUUACGAUGAGAUGUUUCUCCGUAACUAUAUUCGUGUGUAUGAAAGCUCAAAUAAUGUCCUGUCUGAUCCAGAUAAAAUUCUAUUGCUUAUGGAUACCAACGACACAAAACCUGGAUUUACAAAACUGAAGGUAGUCAACAAAUCAUGUCUUGUUGCCAUACGCGAAUUUUGUGAAAUUGUUGGAGAAGAUAUUUACAUGUCCAGCAAAUGUUUCCGGGAAGACAAAUUACGUGAUGACAUGGUUAUUCAUGGUCCAUGUCAAUCUACAGCUAAUGGGGAUUAUGAUAGUGCAUCAUGUCUCAGAUGUAAUGAGUGGAUAUCACCGGUUCAACAAUGGAUUUACAGAUCUCGUACAACAUGGCCAGACUACACACUAGUUAAUUCAGCUGUACAAUACGGAGUUUUAUUGGUUCCUAUUGGAUGCAAAAACUCUCCUAAUGAGGACUUACAAUGGCGAAUAUCGUUUUCUGUCACCGAGAAACUGUUGAUUUAUUCCUUUACACAUACGCAGUUAUUAUGUUAUGCGUUAAUGAAAAUUAUCUUAAAGGACCUCAUUAAACCGAGACAUGGUGACCUUCUUUGUUCAUAUUUUCUCAAAACGAUUAUGUUCUGGAUUAGUGAGGAAGUAAUCCCAUCAAAAUGGAAACCCAAGAAUAUGCUUUCUUGUUUCUUGGAUUGUUUCAGCAGACUUAUUUAUUGUGUGGAAUAUAAAACAUGUCUCCAUUAUUUUAUUCCAGAAUACAAUCUGUUUGAGGACAGAUUUACUGAGGAAGAACAUAAGACAUUAAUGUAUGCACUCAAAAGUAUAUAUGGAUCGCCAUGGACUUCUAUAUUUCAUACGGAAACUUUUCUGAAUUACAGAUUACAAUCAGAAAAUUCAAAUUGGAUGACUCUAUCAGCGUCGGCAUUAUCUUGUUUUUAUUAUAUAAGAUCAACUGAUAAUCCAGGUUUCAUUCAUAGUGAAUUAAAACGCAUUAGCACUGGCAAUACUAAUAUUUUUAGAAGAGACAUGUGUGUUUACAUAAUAUGUGAUAGUGCUAGGAAAUCUAUACAAAAGUCUGAUAUGUUGAACUUGACAGACAGAAACAAAUCUUUUUACAAACAAUACAAGAUCCUAUUUGCUUAUUUGAAGAUAACUUUACAGUCGGAUUCUAUAUCUUCCUGGUUAUUGUUAGCAUCUUUGUUUUACAACUGUAAACAAUAUAAGGAAUGUCUUGUUAUGACAAACUACUAUUUAUCCAGAUGCACCCCAGAUAUGAUUUAUCUUUAUUUAAACAACAACUUGGCUGAACAGACUGUUUUCGAACAGAUGAAGCAAAGAUUAGGAUUAUCGCUUGCAUUCAAACAUUUGAUAAUUGAAGAUGUAUGGUUUCGAUAUCAGUCUUAUUUAUUACCAGACGAACUGAUACCUUUGGUAGUGAACGAAAACCUUUCGAUUCCCCCAGUUGUAUAUUCGUAUCUACUACAAUUUCUGUGUUGUCAUUAUCUUGGAGACAAAAGAGGAAAACUUAGCACGCUGCAUGAUCUUAAACUAACAAUAAAAGAACGAUACUUUAUAUGGGCAGAUGAUAAAACUUUGAAAAAACUUACACAAAUUGUCGAAAUAGUCAAGACAUUGCUAUGA